Molecule: messenger RNA, 9651 nt
Organism: Podarcis lilfordi (Lilford's wall lizard)
Lineage: Eukaryota; Metazoa; Chordata; Lepidosauria; Squamata; Lacertidae
Source: the annotation of a GenBank genome assembly
ACAGAACACUGCAAAGAUGAAGACUCUGCUGGUUGCCUUGCUGGUGGCGAUCUUAUACGCCGGAAAAGGUAAGGCACAUUUCUCACCUUUGCAUAGGAAAAGAGCUGCAGAAAAGGACGGGAGACUUGGAGACUCAUAGAAUCGCAAGACUGUAGGGUUGGGAUGGAUGCGAAGCACUAUCUAGUCAUCUAGCAUAAGAUGUAAGCAUCAGAGCAUUAUAAUCUCAGGGCUGUGGGUCUGAGCCCCACACUGGGUGGAAGCAUUGCAGGGCACGAUCCUAGAUGACUAGAUAAUCCUCGUGGUCCUUCCAACUGUACAAUUCUGCGAUCUACAAUCUAAAAGGGGGACUCUAAUAUAAUGCUCAGACCAGUGACUAGUGUUUAAUACUAAAUGCCCCAUUAAAAAACCCACACCUAAGUUUCUAACACCAUGGAGAGGUUUUUAUUGAAGAUUUAUGAAUGUAUAAGAGUAGCCCUGCUGGCUCAUAUCUAUGAUCCAUUUGAUCUAUCAUCCUGUUUCUGUUAGUUCCCAGCCAGAUGUUUUCAGGAAAGAGGGCACGAAGGCAACAGCUGUUGUCCCACCUCAGCCAACGGCAUCUUGAGGUAUACUGCACGAACUCUGGAGGUUCCAUUUGGCCAGUGGAAUUGUAGAAAUUAAUUAGGCAUUGGUGCAAAGAAGCUUUGUUUCCUCUUUUUUCGUCCCGUCUGUCUGAUAGUGGAGGGUUUAGAGAGGGCAAGUCAGAUGAGGGAAGGUGGAAGGGACUGUGUAAAUGAAGGCUUGUGUGAGUAUCCUUUCAGAAACAUCUAAAAGGCGAUGGGAGAAGAAGCAACCACAUCCCACUCAAACAAAAGAUAUGCAAUAGACUAUUGGAUUAAAUAACAGAAAAGCAGGUUUAGAUUGUCCCUAGCCCAGCUGAAUGUUGGAAGAUUCUUAUCCCUGCAGAAAAGUUUCGUAAGAAAGGUUGGCUCACCCAGACACGCUUCAGAUACACAGGAUGUACCUGUGGCAGGAACAAGUAUCUGUCUAAUGCGCCGUCAUGCUCUCCCCUGCUCCUGCGCAUAGAACAUGUUACGUGAUCUGACAUUAGUGUACGGAAAGCUGUGUAUAUGAACAAUCUGCCUAGGCGUUCCAGCCACCCUGCGGGUUUUUUGCAUCAGAAAGAUUGUAAGGGUGGACAGUUCACAUACAGGUAUGGCUCUAUGUCUGUGGAUGUUGAACGGCACGCAUUUUGCACAGUGUGCCGAAAAGUUGCGCAGGAGAAUGAAAUUUCUCAGGACACACAGAGCCUUCAUGCUGGGCCCUUUAGGAGGAAAAUGGGGAAAAUUAGGGAUGUGAUAUUUUUGGAUAAUAUGUUUUGUUUAAAUUUCUAAUAAAAAUUUAUUUUAAAAAAUAUUUGAGGUCCCAUCCUCCAAAUUACAAUCCAAUAGGAUUGUAAGACUAUAGCUGGGAAGGGGUGGGGACACACAAGGGGACUAGAUUGAAACCAAACAAACAGUAAACAAAGGAAGAGAUUUGGGUUGAAAAACUGCCCCUCUGGGCUUCCUGUUUCCUGUGCGCCAGGUGAUGGACCCCUCUCCCAACGCCGCAGGAGAGAGACAGACAGAGAUAACCAGAUAAUGAUGAGGGAAUUGCAUUUUCUGCAUUCCUCUUUGGUUGCAAGAGGAAUCUGGCCCUCACUCGAUGUUUGGCUGUCUGGCACUUGCUUCCCAUGGAAUGCGAGGACAGGCGAAGGCACUGGGUGCAUGGAGCAUUCUGGCUGCCGCGACCCCCUGAUGCCGUUCCUGGAAGCACAGGUUAUCCUACUAAUUGGGUUUUUUAAAUUGGAGUAAACCACAGGCAGGGGCUAGAGAUGAUGAGAUAAGAAACUGUGAAAACAACCCAGCUACAAGGAUUUUAAAGGUUUGGCUUGAGAGGGGAUUUCAUUCAGUGAAAGAAACGAGGGGCACACGGCUUGCUUAUAUUAAAGUUUUUCUCUACAUUUAUGAUAUGGCAACCCUCCCAGGAAUGCAAGUUGAAAAAACCCACAUCUGUAAAAGUGAGGGUGGAAGAAAUUGGAAUAUAAAUAUUUAACAAAACUGGAACUGUGUGUGUGAGAGAAAGGAACUGAGAGAGAAGGGGGGAACAUAACGCUUUGAAAAUAUGGAGCAAAGUUUUCCCUAACGUCCGUUAUCCACAAAAGAAUGCUUUUUGAGAUUAGGAUAAUUGGCCAUAAAUCAGUGGCAGGGAAGAAAGGAGUCUAGCAGCUGUGGGAAUAGAAGCUACGUGAAGUCUGGAUUCAGACCAUUCUUUCUAGGCUGGAGAAAUGGCGAAGAUGGCUUGUUUACUGGAAGCCAAAUCAUGGGAUGAAGCAAUGCGGUGACUCUGGAAACUGUGAGAUAACUGCUUCUCUCGAGGCAUGAUGGGAACCAUCACCAGUUUAGGAAUGAAGGCUAUAACAUCAUAUAUGGAUAGGAAAAUAUCAUGGGCGUGGGAACUAUCACAUGCAGGAAAGAAUAAGGAUUACACUUAGAGUUCCUCACUUGAAACUUUAUAAAUUUCAUGCAGCUGCUGGGUGACCUUGGGCCAGUCACACUUCUUUGAAGUCUCUCAGCCCCACUCACCUCACAGAGUGUUUGUUGUGGGGGAGGAAGGGAAAGGAGAAUGUUAGCCGCUUUGAGACUCCUUAAAAGGGAGUGAAAGGCGGGAUAUCAAAUCCAAACUCUUCUUCUUCUUCUUAAAUUACCUAAUAUACCAACACAAAUGAAACUACAAGAUUGUAGCUGUUAUAUAAGGGAUUAUUAUAUCUGAAUGUAAUGGAACUUAUUAGGAUUUUGGAAGGCAGAAAAAAUGUAGAAGAAUGAAGCCAUCAAAUCUAGCACAUGGAGAGGCCAAUUUGAUUAAACUGUAGAAUUUGAAUAAUUGGCAUUAAUAAUUGUAUUAACUGGAUAAAAUUGGUAUUGUUAUAAUGAGGCUGUUAUUGGAAAAUCAAUGAAAACAUAUUUAGAAAAAGGAAAACCUCCCCUCCAUUUUGCCAACAUGUCAGGGGCACAGGGCUGUGAAACAAACCAUUGGUCAUAUUUGGCUUUGUGACGUCCAUCACAUUGCUUACAAGCUGUCACCAGGAAGCCUAUUCAGAAUGAAGGCAAAGUUUCCUGCCCUCACUUGGAUUUGGCUUCCUUGGUCCAUUUCAACUUCUUACAGAAUCCUUCAGCUGCAGGGCUGUGUCAAAGUGGCAGGUUGCCCUGUACAUUUUAAUAAAAGCCAGAAAGAAUUACAAACCGAAAGCUGUAAUCCUGUGGGAAUUGAGGUGGGCAGAACCUUGCUCUGUGAACAUGGCAAUACUUGAGAAUAAAUAUGCAAUGAAGUGUGCUUUGUGGGAGCGGCCUGGCCUGUUUGUCUCCUAUUUUUCUGCGGUUGAUUGCUGGGUGCAUACAGCAGGCUUUCUGCUGGGUGGGGCUGAUGAUAGACAUAGUACAAAACAUCUGGAAGGCACCAGGCUGGAAAAGCCUGCUUUUCUUUAUUCUUAUAAUUCUUAUAAUCAUGAUUGCUAUUAUAAUAUAAUAAUAAUAAUAAUAAUAAUAACAAUAAUUUAUUAUUUAUACCCCGCCCAGCUGGCUGAGUCUCCCCAGCCACUCUGGGCGGCUGCCAAUCAAGUAUUAAAAACAAUACAGCGUUAAAUAUUAAAAACUUCCCUGAACAGGGCUGCCUUCAGAUGUCUUUUAAAAAUAAGAUAGCUACUUAUUUCCUUCACAUCUGAAGGGAGGGUGUUCCACAGGGCAGGCGCCACCACGGAGAAGGCCCUCUGCCUGGUUCCCUGUAACCUCACCUCUCACAAUGAGGGAACCGCCAGAAGGUCCUCGACGCUGGAAUUCAGUGUCCGGGCUGAACGAUGGGGGUGGAGACGCUCCUUCAGGUAUACAGGACCGAGGCCGUCUAGGGCUUUAAAGGUCAGCACCAACACUUUGAAUUGUGCUCGGAAACGUACUGGGAGCCAAUGAAGAUCUCUCAGAACCGGUGUUAUGUGGUCCCGGGGGCCACUCCCAGUCACAAAUCUAGCUGCCGCAUUUUGGAUUAAUUGCAGUUUCUGGGUCACCUUCAAAGGUAGCCCCAUUUAGAGCACAUUGCAGUAGUCCAAGCGGGAGAUAACUAGAGCAUGCACCACUCUGGUGAGACAGUCCGCGGGCAGAGAGGGUCUCAUCCUGCGUACCAGAUGGAGCUGGUAGACAGCUGCCCUGGACACAGAAUUGACCUGCGCCUCCAUGGACAGUCGUGAGUCCAAAAUGACUCCCAGGCUGCGCACCUGGUCCUUCAGGGGCACAGUUACCCCAUUCAGGACCAGGGAGUCCUCCACACCUGCCCUAUUAGGAAGCCUUCGGAAGUCAAAUAUUUCCAUUUGCAAGUCAAUUCAACACUGGCCAUUUUGUAUUUCAGCAGAAUCUUGGCUAGGUUGCAAAUUAAUGGAUCACUUUACCCAGCCAGAUGGGUGGGGUAUAAGUAAUAAAACUAUUAAAAUUAUUACUGUCAUUUUUCCUGACUAAGGAAACAUCCCCCAACCCUUUUUUUGUCUCCUAGUCCUGGUCUUUUGCUAGGAGGUGUGUUGUGUGCAGGUCCCAGCAACAGAGGUGUUGCCAGUGAAACUGCUCUGCCUUGAGGGCAUCUCAGUAGGCUGGCUGUUUGCCAAAUUGCUUGGGAUCUUACCACCAAGAGAUUGCAACGCCCAUGCCAUAAUUUGCGCUUAAUGAAGGCUUUGGAGAUGUGCAGAGCAGAAUGUCAACAAGGUCCUUAUCUAUGCAUCUAGAUUUCCACAGCGCAUUGCAUAGAACCCUACAAUAUGCACCUCUGAGGCUGCUGGCUGGAGGAAUCCCGGAAACGUAGAGUUGGGACCCAAUGGGUCAUCUAGUCCAACCCGCUGCAAUGUGGGAAUACUAGUGAAAGAAUCCCUGACAGGUGGCCACCCAACCUCUGUUGAGAAAGGAAGGAGAGUCUACCACCUUCUAGCUUAGGGGUCAGCAAACUUUUUCAGCCGUGGACCGGUCCACUGUCCCUCAGACCAUGUGUAGGGCCAGACUAUAUAUUUUUUUUUCUGGGGGGGAAUAAACAAAUUCCUAUGCCCUACAAAUAACCUGAAGGAGCGUCUCCACCCCCAUUGUUCUGCCUGGACACUAAGGUCCAGCCCUGAGGGCCUUCUGGCGGUUCCCUUGCUCCGAGAACCCAAGUUACAGGGAACCAGGCAGAGGGCCUUCUCGGUGGUGGUGCCCACCCUGUGGAACGCCCUCCUACCAGAUGUCAAAGAGAAAAAUAACUACCAACCUUUAAAAGACAUCUAAAGGCAGCCCUGUUUAGGGAAGCUUUUAAUGUUUAAUAGGUUUUUGUAUUUUAGUGUUUUGUUGGAAGCUGCCCAGAGUGGCUGGGGAAACCCAGCCAGAUGGGCGGGGUACAAAUAAUAAAUUAUUAUUAUUAUUAUUAUUAUUAUUAUUAUUAUUAUUAUUAUUACCCAGAGAUGCAUUUUAAAUAAAAGCACACAUUCUACUCAUGUAAAAACACACCGAUUCCCAGACCGUCCGUGGGCUGGAUUGAGAAGGCGAUUGGGCCGGAUCCGUCCCCGGGCCUUAGGUUGCCUACCCCUGAUCUAGCUCUUAUUAUGAUUUCACACUCUUCAGUUAAAACAUUCCUGCUUUCGAGUAGCUGGGGAAACCCAGCCAGAUGGGCUGGGUAUAAAUUAUAAAAUUAUUAUUAUUAUUAUUAUUAUUAUUAUUAUUAUUAUUAGGCAAGCAGUUGACCUGAUUUCUCAUUGAUGCUUCUUAGUGUGUUGUGGUUUUCAUGGCCUGCUCAGAGGUAAACUCUGGUCUUAAUAGCCUCAUGCAGAACCUCCUCCUUAGAAGGAAAUGUGCUUUGCGCUACUUACUUCAAAAUGUGUUAAGCCAGUCCAGCUCUGUUUGGGGGUGCCCUUGUGUUAGAAGUAAAAAUCCUGCUCCUUAUGGGGCAAUCCAGUCAGAUGGGUGGGGUACAAAUUAUAACAGUCAUAAUCACUGUGGUCUAAACCACUGAGCUUGCUGAUCAGAAGGUCGGCGGUUCAAAUCCCUGCGACAGGAUGAGCUCCUGUUGCUUUGUCCCAGCUCCUGCCAACCUAGCAGUUCGAAAGCAUGCAAAAAAAAGUGCAAGUAGAUAAAUAGGUUCCCCUCCGGCGGGAAGGUAAACGGCAUUUCCAUGCGCUGCUCUGGUUUCGGUGUUCCGUUGUGCCAGAAGCGGUUUAGUCCUGCUGGCCACAUGACCCAGGAAAACUGUCUGUGGACAAACGCCGGCUCACUCAGCCUGUAAAGCGAGAUGAGCGCCGCAACCCCAGAGUCGUUCGCGACUGGACUUAACUGUUAGGAGUCCUUUACCAUAAUAAUAUUCAAACAGUCCUCUAAGCAGGAAACACCUGCCCCAAUAGAACAGUCUGAAUUUGGUCUCUGGAAGAUCUUCAUCCUCUGGUUUGGGUGAACUUCAGGAUUCAGAAUGUGGGAGCAACCAGUUCUCCAUGGGACCUUGAGAAAAACACCUGGGCAUUCUAUCUGAUGAGGAUCUCUCAGCUAAUUUUGGAGGUAUCCAUACCUCUAAGGCACCAGUGUGGAACCUGUGGUCUUCCAGAUGUUGAAUGAGAGCUCCUGCUAUCCCUGACCUUUGACUAUGCUGGCUGGGACUGAUGGGAGUUGAGGCGAAACAGUAUCUGGAAGAGCAAAGUGUUCCUCACUCCCUGCUCUAAGGCGUGUUGCUUUGCCCCAAGGUGCUCACAGCCUUGAAGGUCACAGCCAGACUGAGACAAACGUUGAUUUAUGUUCACCUGGGAAAGAGAUGCCUUUGCUUGACUUUUGCUUCUCUCUUUUCUUUCCGCACAGCCCACGCCUUUUUUUGCUACAGGUGCGAAAACGAGCCUUCCAACUGGAACUGUAUGAAGGCAGUUAAGUGCGCAGAACAGGACCAAUUCUGUACCACCAUCACUUCCACGUCAGGAACGGGUAGGUAGCAAACCUUUAUUAUAUUCUCUCUGAAGCUACAGUUGCUGAGCGUGAGGUGAAGCCCUAUCCCUCAAGGUCGCUAGCCAAGGGCACUGGCAGUAUGACAGAUCACUCUUCUUCCUAGGCUGGGUGAAAAAAGGGCAAAAACAGGUUACUGACUGGGACAGAGUGAUGUUUGCAGCUAUUGUUAAAGUUGCAAAAAACAAAGAGCACAGGUCUGAGGGAGGGAGGAAUUUUUGUAACAACAUUGGUGUACCAGCUCCGCUCAAGGCAUGACGGAUAGCAGCAACAAGUGAGAAAAGACAGCCACAACAUUUUACAAAGACAGGAAGAAAGAAUAGGGACAGAAUAAAUGUCACACACUCGAAGAACAAUGAUAUAGUAUGAGAUCUUCACUUAUAAAUUGUUGAAUGUGUUAACACAAAUAGAAGUUAUAUACAGUGUUACCUCGGGUUACAUACGCUUCAGGUUACAUACGCUUCAGGUUACAGACUCCGCUAAAAUAUUACCUUGGGUUAAGAUCUUUGCUUCAGGAUGAGAAAAGAAAUUGUGCAGCGGCGGUGCGGCGGCAGCAGGAGGCCCCAUUAGCUAUAGUGGUGCUUCAGGUUAAGAACAGUUUCAGGUUAAGAACGGACCUCCAGAACAAAUUAAGUUCUUAACCCAAGGUACCACUGUAUAUUGCAGCUGUUGCAUAAGGGAUUACUAACGCCCUCCCACCAGAUGUCAAAGAGAACAACAACUACCAGACAUUUAGAAGACAUCUGAAGGCAGCCCUGUUUAGGGAAGCUUUUAAUGUUUGACGGACUACUGUAUUUUAAUAUUUUGUUGGAAGCCGCCCAGUGGCUGGGGAAACCCAGCCAGAUGGGCGGGGUGUAAAUAAAUGAUGAUGAUGAUGAUGAUGACUGGAAUGUAAGUGAAAUCAUUAAGAUUUUGGAACGCAGAAACAAAGUAAAUAAUCAAACCAUCAAUUCUAGCAUGCGGGGGGGGGGCACCUAAAUUACAUAAUUGGGCAUUUGUAUGAUUUGUAUUAGGAAUUGUAUUAUAAUCUGGCAAUGUUAUAAUGAGGCUAUUAUUGGAUUAUUGUAAUUGGAAAACUAAUAAAAAUUAUAACCCAACAGAAAGAAAGCUAGCCGUCACUUAUGGCCCAUCUGCAAGCUCUGAACUCAGCUCCCAUUGCUCUGUCCCAGCUCCUGCAAACAUAGCAGUUCAAAAGCACGCCAACACAAGUAGAUUAAUAGGUACCGCUGCUGCAGGAAGGUAAAUGGGGUUUCCGUGCAGUCUAGUUUCCGUCACGGUGUCCCGUUGUGCCAGAAGCGGUUUAGUCCUGCUGGCCACAUUACCCGGAAAGCUGUCUGUGGACAAACACCGGCCUGAAAGCGAGAUGAGCGCUGCAACCCCCUAGUUGUCUUUGAGUGGACUUAACCAUCCAGGGGUCCUUUACCUUUUACCUAGUAAAGGUAAAGGGGACCCCUGACCACUAGGUCCAGUCGUGGCCGACUUUGGGGUUGCGGCACUCAUCUCGCUUUAUUGGCCGAGGGAGUCGGCGUACAGCUUCCGGGUCAUGUGGCCAGCAUGACUAAGCCGUUUCUGGCGAACCAGAGCAGUGCACGGAAACGCAGUUUACCUUCCCACCAGAGUGGUACCUAUUUAUCUAUUUGCACUUUGACGUGCUUUUGAACUGCUAGGUUGGCAGGAGCAGGGACCGAGCAACGGGAGCUCACCCUGUCGCAGGGAUUCGAACCGCCGGCCUUCUGAUCGGCAAGUCCUAGGCUCUGUGGUUUAACCCACAGCGCCACGUGCCAAAUAAGCAAAUAAAAUCCGCAAACGACAGUUUGAAAUGUCGUGACUUUAAACUCAGGGAGCAUCCUCAUGGUCUUUAUUUUAACGAUGGUCUCCAGACAUUUUGCUGGGCGUGGAAAGACUGAGCAAUGGGAGCUCACCCUGUUGCGGGGAUUCGAACCGCCGACCUUCUGAUCAGCAAGUCCUAGGCUCUGUGGUUUAACCCACAGCGCCACCCGCGUCCCUUAGCUUUUACCUACCCAUGUAUAAUCGCCCCCUUUCAUUCCUGUCCUCCAGGCAAGAACGCCGUGUACCAGCUUAGCAAGAGAUGCACCCCGACUUGCACGGAGAACUUCAUCGACACAGGCCUGACAAGUGUUUCGACCAAGUGUUGCAGCCAUUCCUUCUGCAAUAUCAGCGGGGCCACUAGUGUCAAAACCAGCAGCCUGCUGAUGGCCGUGGGCGUCCUUGCCAGUUUCUUCUACAUCUUCCAAUCCGUCUUGUGAGGAGCCUCUGCGGAGCAAAGGUCACAGUUCUCCUAUCCAAAACUGUCAAAUGUCGCUCCCCUUUCCCUUGUUCGAGAUCAAGAAUCCCGUCGUGGACAGCAAACGCCACCCCACGGAAGCAUUGCGGAAGAGCUUGCUCACAUGGAUCAUUGCCCUGAAUGCUAAAAUUCCUGACUUCUUGCUUGGUGUUAGAAUCCAUAUUGUUAGUUCUGCAUUUUGCUGAGGCUUGGGAGUAUAUUUGUUUGAGGAUUUGUAGGAAGUUGGGGCCAAAUUUCAUGUUAGUUAGUACUGCUAAUAUGUAUUUCCACUCCAAGCAAUCAAAGGCUUUGAGGAUGUCUAGGGACAUAAUUGUCAAUGGGAGUUUGGUUGCCUUGCUGUGUUCGAUCAGG